This is a messenger RNA of Penicillium salamii, 1158 nucleotides long. The record is from the annotation of a GenBank genome assembly. NCBI's taxonomy places the organism in Eukaryota, Fungi, Ascomycota, Eurotiomycetes, Eurotiales, Aspergillaceae.
AUGAGUCUGUAUACCAAGGUGUCCCUCAAGGAGCGACUAUGCCUGAUCACUUGGAGCUGGUAUUCAAUGUGUGUGGCCACUGGUGGCAUCGCAGUCCUGCUUGCUAGGACGCCUCACCAAUUCCACGGACUCGCAGUCAUUGGGAAAAUCGUCUACAUUCUCAACCUGGUUCUUUUCACUGUCAUCUCCUGCUGCAUGACCCUACGCUUCAGCAACAGACCAGCAGAGAUCAAAGAAUCCUUCCAACGACCAACAGAAACCUACUUCUUCCCAACUUUCCUGCUAGCAAUAGCAACCAUCAUCCUAGGCGCCGAAGCCUACGGAACAGAUGUCUGCGGCCCCUGGCUCCAAGUAGCCCUCCGCAUCGUCUUCUGGAUCUACGUUGCCUUCUCCCUGUGCGUAGGAAUCUUCCACAACUGGUACCUCUACAGCACAGUCAUGGGUCAAAAGCAACACUUCCCCCUCCCCCGAGUCCUCCCCUCAUUCCCAACCAUGCUCUGCGGCACAGUAGCCUCCAGCAUAGCAGGCAACCAGCCUCGCGAACACGCCCUGCCAAUCAUUGUAGGAGGGCUCACCCUCCAAGGCUUCGGUAUCAUGAUGUCAAUUCUCAUCUACGCCGAAUACCACUACUACCUCAACAAACAUGGUCUCCCUGAACCAUCCCAAAGACCAAAGAUGUUCAUAGCCGCAGGUCCAUGGUCCUUCACAGCCCUGGCUUUCAUUGGAAUGGCAAAGCACGCAGUCGAGAAAUUCCCUCCCCGCUACAUCAUCUCAGACGCAGUCCCCUCAGGAACAUUGGCCAUCAGCACAGGCGAAAUCGCCCUGAUCAUCGCUUCCCUCACUGCAAUCUUCAUGUGGUGCAUGGCUUUCUUCCACAUGUGUGUUGCCAUUCUAAGCAUGUUCUCCAUGCUCCGGUGUUUCGGGGGUCCUGGUGCUGCACCAAUGUCAAUGUCAUAUUGGAGUAUGGUUUUCCCCAAUACGGGCUUCGUUAUUGCGACUAUCAGUAUUGGGGAGGUUUUGCAGUCGGAGGGUGUUAAGUGGGUUGGUUCGAUUUUGACGAUUCUUCAAGUUAGUGUUUGGUUGGGUGUGGGUUUGGCUACUGUCUAUGGUGUUACGACACGUCGUAUGCUUUGGCCUCAGGAUGUUAAGCGUUCAUAG